This is a messenger RNA of Volvox carteri f. nagariensis, 889 nucleotides long. RefSeq lists its product as uncharacterized. Gene Ontology annotation, biological process: pantothenate biosynthetic process. The record is from RefSeq and is a predicted model, not a curated record. The transcript has 6 exons. Gene Ontology annotation, molecular function: pantoate-beta-alanine ligase activity. The annotation marks the transcript as partial. NCBI's taxonomy places the organism in Eukaryota, Viridiplantae, Chlorophyta, Chlorophyceae, Chlamydomonadales, Volvocaceae.
UGACGUCAGUGACGUCGACGUCCUUGACCUCGCGGUUUUUGGCAGCAUUUUACUGGUGAACUCGACAGCUGAGCUGUGGUGUGAGCAGCGACUCCGGAUCUGCGAUCCCAAAACGUUCAGUGCAGGAGUGCACCCCCGCCUAGGCACCAUGCACACGAAUAGAGAUGCCGGCAUCAGUUCUUUUUCAGAGGCCCUGAAUUGCGGCCCUGAAGACACCGGCCUACCGGGGCACUUGAGUGCAUCCCUACCUUCCGUGUUGGGGCCGGACUCCCUCUACGUGUCAGUCCCCGGGGCCGACGCCGAGUCCUCCAACGUGGUGGGUCGCGAGAGCGGCCACCCGGGUUCCCAUGAGACGUUUGUGACGGUGGAGCGCCUGCAGCGGCCGCUGUGUGGCGGCUCCCGGCCGCACUUCUUCCGCGGCGUGUGUACGGUGGUGACCAAGCUGUUCCACAUCUGCGAGCCAGACGUGGCUGUGUUUGGCCGCAAGGACUACCAACAGUGGCGGGUGAUCUGUCGGAUGGUUCGAGAUCUGGAUUUCCCCGUGGAGGUGGUGGGGAUGCCCAUCUGCCGGGAGCCGGACGGGCUGGCCAUGAGCAGUCAUAACGCUCGUCUGUCCCCCGAGUCCGGGGAGAGGGCCUUAUGCAUCUCCCGGGGACUGGCUUGCGCUGAGAAGGCGGUGGCGGAGGAGGCGGCUUCGGAGCCCGCGGAUGUGGCUGCGCAGUUGAGGGGCCGGAUUGAGGAAGGGGGGGGUACAGUGGACUAUGUGGAGUGGAGGCUUGUGUUGAUCAAUGAUGCAGCACUUAUUGCCGCAAUGGCCGGGCGGCGGCAUUGCCGAAUCGAACAAUUUGAUCAAGCCCAUCCCAUAAGACCUUUCAACGACAAGAUCUAA